Molecule: messenger RNA, 3083 nt
Organism: Puntigrus tetrazona (Sumatra barb)
Lineage: Eukaryota; Metazoa; Chordata; Actinopteri; Cypriniformes; Cyprinidae
Gene: stk35l
Product: serine/threonine kinase 35, like
Exons: 3
Coding region: 209-1390 (393 amino acids)
Biological process (GO): peptidyl-serine phosphorylation; autophagy; axon extension
Cellular component (GO): autophagosome; cytoplasm
Molecular function (GO): ATP binding; protein serine/threonine kinase activity
Source: RefSeq, a predicted model, not a curated record
UACAUGAAAGUGGGACGAUCCAGUCAAGUUCUCACUUCAUUCAAGGUUCAUUCAGUUCAGACUGGAAGCUCGUGGUUGAUCGAAUCCCUCCACCCCACUGAAUGAAAACAAACGCAGAUGUCAAGGAAUAUCUAAGCACUGCUUAACCUCCAGAAAUAUGAACGCGGAAGGUGUUUCCAAGCGCACGCACAAAACGUGAGGAGGCGCGAUGGAUGCAAAGGACAGAGAGCGGCAGCGGACACGGAACGCUUGCAAAAGAACCGAAAGCGCCAGCGUCCUGCGCUCGCUCAAAGUCGACAACGAUAAUGAGACAAUGGCAGGCGACUCGGACCUGGUUAAACGCGGCAGUCUCGAACAGCGGCUAAUCGCGCCGAGGUACAGCUUGCUCCGUGAAGUUGGCAGGGGCAGUUACGGCGUUGUGUACGAAGCCUUUGCCCGCAAAUCAGGUGCGAGGGUGGCGGUGAAGAAGCUGCGCUGCGACGCGCCGGAGAACGUGGAGCUGGCCCUGGCGGAGUUUUGGGCUUUGACCAGUCUGGAGAAACGCCACGAGAACGUGGUGCAGCUGGAGGAGUGCGUGCUCCAAAGGAACGGGAUGGCCCAGAAAAUGAGCCACGGCAACAAGCGCUCGAAGCAGUAUUUGAGGUUGGUCGAGACCUCGUUGAAAGGUGAGCGUGUAUUGUCGUGUCCUGAUGAGCCCUGCUACCUGUGGUUUGUGAUGGAGUUUUGUGAGGGAGGGGAUCUGAAUCAGUUUAUCCUGUCACGGCGGCCCGAUCCCCGAACCAACUCCAGCUUCAUGAUGCAGCUGAGUAGCGCCGUGGCGUUCCUGCACGAAAAUAACAUUGUUCACAGAGACCUUAAACCGGAUAAUAUCCUCAUCUCGGAGCGUUCUGGUGCACCUGUGUUGAAAGUGGCAGAUUUUGGACUGAGCAAAGUGUGUGCCGGCCUGAGCGCAGGAGUACGAGACUCAGAGGAGGGACGAGACAAAAACAAGAACAGCGUUAACAUCAACAAGUUCUGGCUCUCAUCUGCGUGCGGGUCGGAUUUUUACAUGGCACCGGAGGUUUGGGAAGGACAUUACACAGCCAAAGCAGACAUUUUCGCUCUAGGCAUUAUCAUCUGGGCCAUGAUAGAGAGAAUCACAUUCAUUGACGCCGAGUCGAAACGGGAGCUACUCGGGACGUAUGUGCGGCAGGGUUCUGACAUCGUCCCGGUUGGAGAGGCUCUUUUGGAGAACCCAAAGAUGGUGUUGAGUAUUCCCCAGCGCAGGCGCUCGCACAUGCCCGAGGCACUCCGGAAACUUUUGCAGGACAUGCUGGCCGUCAAUCCUCAAGACCGACCAGACGCACUAGAACUGCACAGCAGGAUGGGACAGGUCACUUGCGCAGCGUGAACCCUGACCUGAAUGCACACACAGGUAUUCCCUUUCCACAACGGACCAGAAGGGACCGCGUUGCUUGGAAAACUGUGAAUCUUCCGUUGCUGAUUUAAUGUGAAGAGUACAAAGUACUCAACUCGAACACCAAUACAAAGUUUGCCACAGAUAGAUUUUCAACUGACCGUUCACUUUUUCUUUUUUUUUUUUUUUUUGUUUACAGCAGUAAUUUUAAACGAAUCACUCAUUAAGCCCAGAAAUGUUCAGCCUAAAUCAAUCAUUGGUUGUGUCACUAAGAGUGAAGUAAAGCUAGAACAAUGUUACGAUGCAGUGAGUACAAUCAAGCUAAAACAAGCGAGCUCUUUAUUAGUCUUACCGAGGGACUGGGACUUUAAAAUUCUGUUCUCAGAGCCUCUCUGCUUGCUCAUCUUCUCAAAACGAUUGCUUGCCAUAAAAAAAAAACAGACAAAGAGAAGUAUUUCGGUUAAUUUUCUCCAGUUUCAUGUUUUAGUAAGCAAGCAGUUUACUUAUUUUUUUAAAUAUAUUUUUUUAAAAUGCAAACACGACACGAUGCAAGAUACUUGAUUACAUUUUGAGCUCAUCACGUGUCACAAACGGUGUCAUUGCAUAGUCUUACGUUUGGGUCUUGCUCGAGUUAAACUUACAACUCUGCGGAACUUGAUCAUCUUCAUCAGACACAAAGACCAACUUUUAGAACUUAAUUUUCAUUUGCUAUUGAAAUGCUCAUGAUCUUAAGCCUAAACCUAAUAUUGAGAUAUUUUUUCUCCUUGAAUGCAGAUUUAUCCUGGUGCCUUGAAGUCUAGUGAUAUUAGUGAGAUUUCUUGUAGGUUCUUUUGUUUUACAGCUUUAUCUUUUAAACAUGCAGUACGUUUUGCGAGCUUUUAAUAUUUAAACACUUUACUUAUUAGGCAUGUGCAGUUCAACCAUUUAGGUGCUUGCUUUUACUUUGUGUGAGAUUUUUUUUUUUAUUUUACAUUUUUCUUGCCAAAAAAUGAUUAAUUCUGGUACCCCAUUGAAAAUGCUGCUGUCACAGCGUGAACAACUUUUCUGCACGAACACACACAUUUUCACCGUUAUGUUGGGAUCUGGUAGAUUAAAAUAUGGAUUUGAUUAUGAUUUAAGGGAGCAGUUAUAGACUCUGUGAGUGUUAUUUGUGUUUUAUAUAAGAAAUACUACUUAUGCAUUUCCAGUAUAGAAGAGGGAUUUUUUUGGGUUGAUUUAUCAAAAUUCAAUAUUUCUUUUUUGUUAACCGACUACUACAGACUAUGACUAAACAGGAUGGGAUCUCAACAGCGUACCAUUGCUCUUUCAUCUGUAUCCUGAAAGCUUCAUAGAGAAGAAAUCGGUGUGUUUGACUUCCAGGUGUGGUUUAGCCUGACCGUUUGUGUGUGCUAUAGUUCUACCUCAGCACUCUUGUGUUUUUAGUAACUAAUUCACUAAAUUAACUAGCAGUGCUUUCUGUUUCUUGGUGAGGCUAGUAAUUAAUGUUUUUCAGAUGGAAUUAUUUAUUGAUAAUUUUUAGGUUUUUUUUUUUGUUUUGAAUAAUUAAUCUAUAGUGUCAAACCUUUUUAGUACUACUUUUAUUCCCUUUUCUCUGUUUCUGACUGCCGUGGAAGAAACUUGAGGGUUUGUGAGAUCAAGAUCUUUUUUUUAAGAUUAAAUCAGCCUCAGGUUCAAGGUAUUUUGAUAU